This is a messenger RNA of Rhinichthys klamathensis goyatoka, 1239 nucleotides long. RefSeq names its product matrix metallopeptidase 23ba (gene mmp23ba). The record is from RefSeq and is a predicted model, not a curated record. Gene Ontology annotation, molecular function: zinc ion binding; metalloendopeptidase activity. Gene Ontology annotation, cellular component: extracellular matrix. NCBI's taxonomy places the organism in Eukaryota, Metazoa, Chordata, Actinopteri, Cypriniformes, Leuciscidae. Gene Ontology annotation, biological process: proteolysis; collagen catabolic process; extracellular matrix organization. The coding region runs from base 106 to 1239 and encodes 377 amino acids. The transcript has 8 exons.
GUCGGGAACCCAUGGCAAGACACAUAACCCAUGGGAGUAAUAAUAAAUGGUGAGGUUUGAUACGUCUUUGUUAAGGGCAAAUAUUUGGACGUUGACGUCGCGAAGAUGGUGCGUGAAGUUCAUGGAAACCUCGAAGGGCUUGUUCUGCUGGCGCUGGCCGGGCUCGGGCUCUUCAUGCAUGAAGUCACGGCUUUGCCUGCCUGGAGAUUUGAGGAAGAAGCUCUCAUGUCUGGUGUUUUAAUCAUUGGAAUUCAUAAAGACGCCCGCUCCCAUGUGCUUCACCUUUCCAGAAACAAACGCUACACGCUCACUCCAGAGAAGCUAAAGUGGGACAAGUUCAAGCUGACCUACAAACUGCUGUCGUUCCCCAGGAAUCUUCUGAACGCCAGUGACACGAGGAGAGGCGUAUCCAAAGCGUUCUCCAUGUGGAGUGACGUCUCGCCCUUCAGUUUCCGGGAAGUCCCUUCCGAUCAAGAGGCGGACAUCCAGAUCGGUUUCUACUCCGUAAACCACACCGACUGCCUGCAGUCCUACCUACACCACUGCUUCGACGGCAUCACCGGGGAACUGGCCCACGCCUUCUUCCCUCAGACCGGAGAGAUCCACUUCGAUGAUGACGAGUACUGGAUUCUGGGAAACAUGCGCUUCAGCUGGAACAAAGGAGUGUGGCUGACAGAUCUAGUUCACGUGGCGGCCCAUGAGAUCGGUCAUGUACUGGGAUUGAUGCAUUCCCAGAAUACCAAAGCUCUAAUGCACCUCAAUGCCACACUGACGGGCCGCAAACUAAUUACUCAAGAUGAGGUCUGGGGCUUACAUCGACUCUAUGGGUGUUUGGAUCGAUUAUUUAUCUGUCCUUCUUGGGCAAGGAAGGGUUAUUGUGACAGCAAGAGGAGGCUCAUGCAGAAACACUGUCCGUCCAGCUGUGACUUCUGUUACGAAUUCCCAUUUCCCACUGCCCCGCCAACUGCAACCCCCCCACGGACAAAACACAAGUUUGUUGUGGAGGGAAAGAACCUCACCUUCCGCUGUGGUAAGAAGAUUGCAGCCAGGAAAGGCAAAAUCUACUGGUAUAAAGACGGCGAGCUUCUGGAAUUCUCUCAUCCCGGAUACAUUUCCCUGAAAGAUGACCACAUCACAAUCGUGGCCAACGCCAUCAACGAGGGCACUUACACCUGCGUCGUGAGGAAGAAGAACAGGGUGCUGACCACGUACUCUUGGAGGGUACGAGUGCGCUUCUGA